This is a messenger RNA of Sugiyamaella lignohabitans, 1815 nucleotides long. RefSeq names its product Qdr2p (gene QDR2). The transcript has a single exon. The record is from RefSeq and is a predicted model, not a curated record. Bases 1 to 1815 code for a protein of 604 amino acids. Lineage: Eukaryota; Fungi; Ascomycota; Dipodascomycetes; Dipodascales; Trichomonascaceae. Gene Ontology annotation, molecular function: transmembrane transporter activity. Gene Ontology annotation, biological process: transmembrane transport.
AUGUCAUCUUCGUCCACAGUGGGAUCCAGUCCCUUGGACGCUGGCUUUGGAUCUCCUCCUGUGGAUAAUCGACAUGAAUUAUAUAGUGAGUCGGGUGGACUAGAGGAUCAAGAGAAGCGUUUAGAGGGACAUGGUCAGCCAGAAAGUGAAAAACAGCUCGAAGCUGGAAAUGAAAGCGAGAGCCAGAACCAGAGUCAGAAGCUACAAGUGAAUCAAAGACGUGUAUCUGAUCAUGACCUGUAUAAUGACCAUGAAAAUGGCAAUGAAAACCAUCCUAUCCCACUAUCUCUGGGCCCUAAAGAUGAAGAGAAUCAGAACGAGCCAGAAAUGGCCAAGAUCACUACAAAUGCAAGCAGUUUUCAACCUCCUGUGACUAUAUAUGGGCCCUAUGAGCGAUAUUUAAUUACUGGUAUAGCGUCAUGGGCAGCCUUUUUCUCGACUGUGUCGGUGCCUAUUUAUCUACCUGCAUUUUCAGCUAUUGGAGCCGACUUUCAUGUUUCUACAGAAAAGCUAAAUCUUACGGUGACGGUGUACUCCGUCUUCCAGGGCCUGUCUCCAGCGUUUUGGGCACCCAUGUCUGACGCUUACGGGAGAAGACCAGUCUACUUUUUAUGCUUUAUGUUAUAUAUUGGCGCAUGUAUAGGACUGGCUCUGGCCAAAGACUACUGGACUAUAUUCGGACUUCGAAUGCUUCAGGCUGCUGGCAUUGCAUCUACAGUCGCUACAUUAAAUGGCGUUAUAGCAGAUAUCACCUCAAGACGGAAUCGAGGUAUAUACAUGGGUAUCUCGGGUGGUAUUGGGCUUCUAGGGAAUUGUUUUGGACCAAUUAUUGGUGGUGGUAUAACUCAAGGAAUGGGCUGGAGAUCCAUUUUCUGGUUCCUAGUUAUCGCUGCAUGUGUCACUUUAUUGGCCAUUGUAUUUUUACUUCCAGAAACCAACCGGUUUAUUGCAGGAGACGGGUCUAUCUAUCCAUCGAAUGUGAUUAACAUGUCUCCAUAUGCAUUUAUUCGACACAAGACUCGGGGAGUCCCUUUUAUCAAAGGUGAGCCUGAAUAUGACCCAUCAGUGAUUCCUGAGCGAACAAACCGAGUUAGCUUUUUCGGAACCAUCAAAUUGCUACGAGAAUUGGACGUGGUUUUAGUUUUGAUUCCAAACGCAUUGCAUUAUACCACCUGGUUCAUGGUACUCACUUCCAUGUCAAGUUUAUUAAGUUCCGAGUAUGGAUUUUCGUCAUCCAAAGUAGGUUUGGCAUAUUUGGCAAGCGGUGCAGGUAGUUUGCUUGGAAGCAUUGUAUCUGGUCGAUUAAUGACAUAUCGAUACCGGAAAGUGCUUGCUCAAUUCAAGGCAGACUGUGCUGCUAAAGGGAAACCUGUCAACAUGCACGAGUUCACCAUUCAAAAGGCAAGAAUGGAUGUCACCAUGGCGGCAUCUAUAAUUUUAUGCGGAUCUUGCAUAAUCUACGGAUGGACCAUUCAGAAGCAUGUCCACUAUAUUGUACCCAUUCUGUCGACAUUUUUAACUUCGAGUUCUGCCACAUAUGUGAUUAACACCUCUAGUACUCUACUGGUUGACUUGUUUCCCAACGAGUCUGCUAGCUCGACAGCAGUAGUCAACUUAACACGAUGCCUUCUUUGUGCUGUCGGACUAGCAGUUGUGGACAAGAUGAUUCGCUCGCUAGGAGCAGGAGGAGCUUUCACGUUGAUGUCAGGUAUUUGCAUACUAUCUAUGGCCCUGAUUCAGAUUGAAAUUAACCAUGGCCAGAAAAUAGACCGAAGACGGAGAGCUAGAAAAGGGCUUGACAACCAGCGUCUGUGA